AAGCACGCCAAUGACCAAACCAAUUCAUUUGGUUUCGGUCCUACUUUCUGCUGAACCAAAUCUAUUUGUGAAAAUUUUGGUCCUUUGCACACAUUCCAAAAAAACCAAUGGCGACCGUAUCUUUUAUUUUGUGUUUACAUAUGUAGUUGAGAAUUCUCCAUAGACACACAUCUCUCAUCCUCACCAUCGUCUCUCAAAAUAACAGCCCUUCAUCUCUCUAUCCAGUUCUUGUUAUCGCUGCUGUUUGUCAUCGGCAUUCUGCUUUAAUUUAUCAGAAUCUGUUAUUUCAAUCGUUCGAUUUGCAGGGCUUAUUUGUGUUGUAGUUAUUAAUUUGCAUUCGAAUCUGUUUCAUCGUUUUCAUUUGGGCAGCCGAAGUUUUUGAAUAAUUAGGUUUCGUGGUACUGUUUCAUUUUUUAAUUUUGAGAUAGUUGUCAGCCAGGGUUCCCCCAAAUCUUUUAUUCGGUUUGACGAUGUUAGUGGCCAAAAGAUCGAAGCUUUAAGCUUUCUGCAUCUAGAAAUAGUUCGUUUUCAUUUGGAAUUAGGUUUCGUGGGACUUUUUCAUUUUUGAAUUGUGAGAUAGUUAUCAACCAGCGGACCCCAAAAGAUCGAAGCUUUAUGCUCUUUCUGUAUUCUUACAUAGAAAAAAUUGCUUGUCAAUCUUCAAAUCUGGAACUUUAACCUUACUGCAUAGGAAGCCUGUCUGUGCGUUUUUUUGAGUUGGGUUAAUUUGAUAGUGAGGGCCCAAUUUGUAUUUAUUUUGUUUUUCUGCAUUUUGUCAAUGAACGGUUUAGAUUAUUGGCACGAUGAUAUGGAACUGGAAAAUGGGGUAGGUUGCAAGGGCUGUGUUGAGAACGGUUUUGAGAAGGAACCUGAGACUAUUGUCAUUCAGGAGGCCGUGAAAGUGCUUUUGCAAGGUUUGGGUGAGGAUUUCAAUCGUGAAGGUUUGAAAAAGACACCUCUUCGUGUGGCGAAGGCCCUUAUAGAAGGGACGAGAGGGUAUAAGCUGCAAGUGAAGGACAUUAUCAGUGGCGCUUUAUUCCCCGAAACAGGGUUAGAAUGCAAAGUGGGCCAAGCUGGCGGGACGGGAGGGCUUGUAAUCGUCCGAGACCUCGACCUAUUCUCUUACUGCGAGACUUGCUUGCUCCCUUUCCAAGUCAAAUGCCACGUGGGCUAUAUCCCGUCCGGUCAGCGUGUUGUGGGCCUAAGCAAACUCUCCCGAGUCUCCGAGGUUUUCGCAAAACGCCUCCAAGAUCCACAGCGUCUGGCCGACGAGAUUUGUUUCGCUCUGCAAAACAGUUUUCGACCGAAUGGCGUCGCCGUAAUUUUGCAGUGCACGCACAUUCAUUUUCCAAAUUUUGGGUCGGAUAUAUUCGGCGCCACCUGUGAGGGCCACGUCAAGACGGUGGUUAGGUCGGGAUCGGGGGCAUUCGAUGAUGACAUGGCGGACACAUGGACUGAUUUCCUCGGACUUCUGAGAUUCCGAGGUAUAAACGCAAAGGAUGUCCGGUCGAGUUGCAAAUCUUGGUGCCCAUCUCUCGUUUUUUGCAAAAAUGGCCCUUCCAAUCUUGAUAUGGUUCGUUCGGUGAAUUUGAUAAUUAGCUCUUUAGGCGAAGACCCGUCGAGAGAAGGGCUCGUCGGGACCGCGGCCCGUUUCGUGAGGUGGCUGAUGAAUUUUCGAAAUGCCGAUUUGGAUUUGAGGCUAAAUAAUAAUGGAUACUCUUUGAUCCAGACUGAAGAGAAAACAAAAACCCUUUGUUUCGAGAUGAACUUGCCCUUUUGUUCGCAAUGCGAGCACCAUUUGCUUCCCUUUCACGGUGUGGUGCAUGUGGGAUACUAUGGGCCCAACCCUAUGGGAAAAUCCCUCCUUCAGUCUGUGGUGCAUUUUUACGGUUUCAAGCUACAGGUGCAAGAGAGGCUGACGAGGCAGAUAGCCGAGACAGCCUCGUCUUUUCUAGGGGAAGAUGUGAUGGUGGUGGUUGAAGCAAGUCAUACUUGUAUGAUUUCACGAGGGAUUGAGAAGUUCGGAAGCAACACGGCCACGAUUGCAGUUUUGGGCCGAUUCUCAACCGAUGCCCCGGAAAGGGCAAAAUUUUUGCAGAUUAUUACGAAUUCUUGUUCCGGUGGCUGCUGAUUUUGUUUUGUUUUUUUUUUUUUUAAUUCCUUUUUUAAACAAUCUUCUAUUUAUUUUGUUUUUUGGUACUGGAGAUUUCAUGUAGCUCAUCGAGCUUCGCUCGAUUUAUUAUAAAAUAUAAACCGUUUUGUGUUGAAGUAGCACGAUUUAAUCGACUGAAGUUGGCCUGCAGAUGGUUUUGUUGUGUGCCUUGGACAGUGCAGUUGCUGCGAAUCUUGUUUUUUUUUUUUGCCUGUGAC
Messenger RNA from Striga asiatica, 2370 nucleotides. NCBI's taxonomy places the organism in Eukaryota, Viridiplantae, Streptophyta, Magnoliopsida, Lamiales, Orobanchaceae. The record is from the annotation of a GenBank genome assembly.